GAACAGCCUGGCAGGUCACAUGACACUCAGUCUUAUGGUUCAGGCAGCAACAGCGCUUCACGAGCAGGGCUAGCUGUUAGCUUCAGCUGUUAGCUUCAGCUGUCUACAGGCAGCAUCAGUGCGGGUUUCACGGAGCAGGGCUAGCUGUUAGCUUUAGCUGUUAGCUUCAGCUGUCUACACGGGCGAGAUGAGUUUCCUUGGGGGUUUGUUUGGACCGGUUUGUGAGAUUGAUGUACUUCUGAAUGAUGCGGAAAACAGAAAGACAGCUGAGUUGAAGACUGAAGAUGGCAAAGUGGAGAAACAUUACCUGUUCUACGAUGGGGAGUCUGUAUCUGGGAAGGUGAACCUCAAUGUAAAGCAGGGAGGAAAACGCCUCGAGCACCAAGGCAUACGUAUAGAGUUUGUUGGACAGAUAGAGCUUUUUUCUGAUAAAAGCAACACACAUGAAUUCGUGGACCUGGUGAAAGAAUUGGCCCUACCUGGAGAACUGACGCAGAAUCGGAGUUAUGACUUUGAGUUUAUGCAGGUUGAGAAGCCCUAUGAGUCCUACACAGGAGCUAAUGUCAGGCUAAGGUAUUUUCUCAGGGUGACCAUAGUCCGCCGCCUUUCCGACCUAGUCAAGGAGUAUGAGCUUAUUGUCCACCAGUUAGCCACGUACCCAGAUGUCAACAACUCAAUUAAAAUGGAGGUCGGCAUUGAGGACUGUCUGCACAUUGAGUUUGAAUACAAUAAAUCCAAAUACCACUUAAAGGAUGUGAUUGUGGGGAAGAUCUACUUUCUGCUGGUCAGAAUUAAGAUCCAACACAUGGAGCUACAGCUCAUUAAGAAAGAAAUAACUGGCAUAGGACCCAGUACUACCACUGAGACUGAAACUGUUGCUAAAUACGAGAUAAUGGACGGUGCUCCAGUAAAAGGAGAGUCAAUCCCCAUCAGACUGUUUCUUGCAGGAUAUGACCUGACGCCCACUAUGAGGGACGUGAACAAGAAAUUUUCUGUACGAUACUUUCUCAAUCUUGUCCUAGUGGAUGAAGAGGAUAGAAGAUAUUUCAAACAACAGGAAAUUGUUUUGUGGAGAAAAGCUCCAGAGAAGUUGAGGAAGAGAAACUUCCACCAGCGUUAUGAAUCUCCUGAACCCAGGACCCAACCAGUUACUGCAGAGCAGCCAGAGAUGUGAAGCUAAAGAGACUAAAGCUACACAAAGACUUUCUACCUGGCAGCCAGGCUGUAAGGGCUGCCUGUCUCUAAGGACUAAGAAGAUGGCUGUAUACAUGAAACCCAGAGACACAGGUCCCACCACCUCACAGCUGCUGUUGUAAGCUCUGGCUCGUCCUUAACUUUAUUUUGUCUUUUCCUAGUGACUGAAUGACUUUGCAAAAUUGAAAUGCUAAAUUACAAAGCAUUAAUCAUUACCAUCUAUGCUCUGAAAAGUGUCCACUGUAUACAGCUAAAGAGAGAACCAUUCUGAAUGCUUUCAAGCAGGGGGCCUUCAUGUGAGUGUAUAUUUCUGCUGCCUCUGGAUCUCAUCGUGUUUUCAUAAUGGUUCAAAUAUCUCUGGCAUCCAUCCUCCUUCUCCCCUCCCAGUAAUCGAGUUUGUUUGGUAUAUUGGACAAGGCUGAAAUUAAGGAUGGUUGUAAGAGAUCAGAUAAAUAGAUACAAUAAAAAAGUAAGUACAUUUCACUUGUCUUAAAUGUACUAGUUGAGCAUAUGAGGAAGCCCCCACCUGUUCAACUUAUUCAACGGCUAGUAUGAUUUCUUUAAAACAACUUUUUUGUUCAAAUUGUGUCACAUUGUGUUUAGAAUAUCUUAUACACAAUAGACUUUUGAAAUUACUGUUUGAUGAUUUAUUUUCACUGAUCUUCGCAGGGUUUUUUGAGAGAAGUACUUUUUAUAUGAAUAUAAUUACAGUCUUCCAACACUAACAGAAAAAGUCAAAACACUAGACUAUACACUUAUCUACAAAAAAAUGACAUGUGUUUUCCAGAUUAUGAAAAUAAUAAUAAUGGCUACACAACUGUUCUUGACAACCAAAACAGUUUUAUCUUAAAUUAAUUCAGAAUAGUAAAGUUAACGGUUAUAUGUAAGUACAUUCUCAUUGGCCCAGCAGGAUAUUAGAAAGAAUACAGUCCUCUAUGGACAAACUGUGAUGCAUCCAUCUUUCUUUUUUUAAAAGCAUGAGUUGCUGUACACCAGUCUGAUUGGAUUUAUAAGUUAUGUAUGUGUAAUAAAAAUGGCUUACACCUGCCAUUAUCUGCACUCAACUUGACUUAAGUAAAGUCCCAAAAAGGUGCCACUGUGAACUCCAAAUGGGCACUUUAUGUCCUGCUUUAAAGAUGCACGCACACUGUUGAAGUCACUGAACUCUUGUGUGAAGUAAUGCUGAGCUGAUUCUUUUGCAUUUUCCAACUGUUAAAACUGUAAGUAAAGGAGAGUCAUUAAAGACACACCAAUAUAUAUAUAUACACUUAACAUUUGUCUCUUUGCACCUUAUUCGUACCACAAUUACUUAUUUCAUAUUUAUUACUAAAUGCUAAGAAAACAGAAUGUAUUUGUAACUUUGCAUUAUUCUUGUCAUUAGCAAUUUUGUUUUUUGUCCCACAUUAAAAUGCCAAAAAUCUCAGCUCAGCAGAUUAUUCUAUUGCAUGUAAACCAGCCAUGUCAAAUCAAACCAUGAGUGUGCAUUUGUGUAUAAUAAAUGUAUAUAAAUAAAAUCCAAACAAUAUAGAUAAAUGAAAUCAUCAAUAAAUGCAAUUUAUACUAA
Molecule: messenger RNA, 2758 nt
Organism: Periophthalmus magnuspinnatus
Lineage: Eukaryota; Metazoa; Chordata; Actinopteri; Gobiiformes; Gobiidae
Gene: vps26a
Product: VPS26, retromer complex component A
Exons: 9
Coding region: 188-1174 (328 amino acids)
Biological process (GO): retrograde transport, endosome to Golgi; intracellular protein transport
Cellular component (GO): retromer complex; endosome
Source: RefSeq, a predicted model, not a curated record